Molecule: messenger RNA, 1832 nt
Organism: Sclerotinia trifoliorum
Lineage: Eukaryota; Fungi; Ascomycota; Leotiomycetes; Helotiales; Sclerotiniaceae
Source: the annotation of a GenBank genome assembly
AACAUUUUAAAGAAAGGACUAAUCGAGAUUUAACCUAUUGUAGGCUUUAACAGCUAAUUGCGCAGAUCCAUAAAUCGAUUUCUCCCGAUGAUGUUCAGUUUUGUAUGCCUAGGCUCCAUGCAAUCGCUUGUUGGAAGGGGGUCGAUUGUGAUGAAAGAGAUACACAUGAACUUUCAAGUGCGUACGUCUUCUCAAGUAUAAAAUACUAUAUGGCCUCAUCAAUCACCUUCUUUGAGGAGUCCAGACACCCAUUAGAGUUUUCAGCUAUGUAGAAAUAGAAAAAACGGUCUGCUGCGAGUUAAGCUUGCUAAGUUUUUGGGACCACCAGCCUUUCAACCGUUUUCCCUUGGCCACGAUGUACUAGUGACUCCCCAGAUCAACCACAAGUCGACUAAGAACACAACAAAUGAGGGACCAACACCACUGACUGGCUGAAGUGUCAAAUGAUAGCAUAUUACAAAAAAAGUUCCUUUUCCUCUACUCUGCAAUUACACUCACAGGCUCACUAUACAUAACACAUCCGUUUUCGACGUCUCAAUCGUAUAUUGAUACCUUUUCUGCCAUGAAUAUCUAUUUUUUCAAACCAUCUAUACCCACGGAGAAUCAAGCACACAUAUAUACCACGAAUGAACUUGAUAGUUCGUUCAGAUGUCUCAACAUUUCCUCCAAGCUGCCCGACCAUUGAUCCAUCCCAGCGAAUGGAAGAAGAUACUUACCAAAUGUGAAGUCUGGAAAAAUGGCAAGAUUUUUCGUGAAAGGAAGAAGUCUGCCAAUGAGAAAACGUUUGUCGAAGAAUUCAGAUACCAAACGACGCCCGUACCUGGCAUGUAUAGAAUCGAUGAGAAGGGAGCGACAUUUCUCGUUGCCAUUCAACCAAUCCAAGGCCGGAGAGACAGCGAAGCCAUUUUUCAAAUUGCUCCUGUCAGCGAUUGUCCCGAUCCAUCUUUAGCCCGGGUUCCUUCCACGUCUAAGGAGGAAAAUCAAAGCUCUGAGACUGAACGAUUUCUUGGCUAUAGACACCUUCGCGAUCAAGCCGAAGUUGAAUACUGUGAGAUAUUGGCUCGGUAUAUGUUCAGCGACGAGCUGAAAAAGCGACAUGUCACCUACGAGCACAAACAGGGCGUUUCUCACUUGUUCCGCUUGAACAAUCCAGCCAUUUAUACUAUGAUUGGUGGUGGGAGAAGGAGAAAGAAUGGAGAAGCAGUCAAGAUGGGCAAGCUACCCAAGCAUCAUAAGGGUAUCAAUGAUAACUUGUGGUGCCGCGACUUGAGUAAUGGCACCUUCAGAAUGAUGGGGAUUGCAGAGGCGCAAAAAGCCAGGGAAGAAAUGGCGGAGAAGGGAUGUGAUGCGUGGUGUGAGACGGGGAAUGAGCCUUAUCUGAAGGUUCAGAGAUAUGUGCAAAGUACUAUUUCUUUUACUUCCCCAUUUACAAGAUUGAUUUGACCUACAUGUAUAGGUAAAAAGAUGGUUCGUUCAGUGGUGUUUGGGCGUUUCAGGGGAUGGAAGCAAAGAUAUCCUUUAUGUCCAGUUGGCAUAAAGUAACAGCAUUGUAUGCAGCGACUGCACUUGCAGAUAGAUCAAUUUAAGAUCAAUUUAACAGCACCAAAUAUAUCUCCGGAGACAAGUGCAGGAUCUUAAUCUUGCUCAAUAUCGAACUUGAGAUGAGACGUCCAAAGACUACUGGCCAUUUUCCCCCCACGCGAUCAUAGCUGCCAAUUGCAAGUCUCACUUGAAGUUUGAGAACGGCUUCAUUCUCACACAAACAUCAUACGAACCGAUACCUUCGGGUGAACUUAUAAUUACACGCCGAACGUGAACAAAUUGAAGAAUAU